GAGCAUCUGGCGUGUCAAAACAACUCUUUGGCAAGACUUCUGCUGGCCUCAGACGACUGCCCGAUAUAUGGAAACCUUCACCACCUUCUGACCACCGGACACCGUAACGCAUUUUGACCAUUGGGUCUCGAUGCUGCUGUAGGCAUUCAUCAUUAACUACCCAGACUGUGUUCGGCGCCUAGGAUCACAGGGAAGUUAAUAGAUUUUUCUGUUUUCUUGUGAGAGACGGCGUCCUGCGCUGGUUUGGCAGAAAGGUGCUUGACUCUAGGGAGGGCCGAUUAGGAUUCUGUCAUUAGGCCAUGACUUUGUUCGACUACCCAGAGUUACAGGAAACCUGACGCUUAUCAUCUGGAGUCAAUGGGCGCCGACAGUCUUCCAACAGGUUGAUUGUGUGAGGUCGGGGUCCGUCACUCGUCUCCCUAGGGAACGCCUGUGGUUGCAUGCAUCUGCAACACAGUGCAUUUAUCUGCUGGCAGAUUAAUCUUCCACAGACAACAACAAUUAGGUGCAAGUUCUUGCAUUUUCCUAUCACAGGAAAACUGGUGCACUUCAGGCAGUAGUGCUACAGUAUUGUGUUCCCUAAAUCAACAUCAAUACCAACAACUGAACUGGGAUAUAAAGCUUUUACUCAGACCUCACAUAUAACAAAGAGAUCCUUACCAACAAAAGUGAUGGACCACAUCAUACUACAACUAAUGCAGUCAUCAGGAGAGAAACUCAGAGUGUCAUCACCCAUCAGAUUGGGACCUUCUGGUUUGACCUCAACACUGGUGAAUGUUUGGCUUCUGGGGGUCGCUGGAAGCAUAACAAAAUACCUGAUGAGGUAACAUUUUACAAGUCCCAUAAUUAUGCAGAGAGGAUGUAUUUCUAGUGCUGGGUGAGUAUUGUUCUGUAAAUAGAAGUGAAUGAAUGAGAGUAGCUGCAGAGAUAUGAAAAUCACAUUUUUAUUCUCUUGUUGCGUGGCAAAGCUUUUUGAGGACAUGUUGAUGAACAGGAGGAAGAGAAAGAAGUGCAUCUUGUGGAGCAUGGUGGUGUCAGUGUUUUUGAUAAUGAUGUUGGUGGCAGCAGUGAGACAUGCUCUAUUUGCCUCCCGGAUCAUUUGCUCCACACACGACAUCCUCCACAACCAUAUCACUCAACUGUGUGAAGAAGUUGAAAAUGAUGCCAAACUUCUGCAUGGACACACAUUAUCAGACCAAGAAUUGUGUAAGGAGCUGUGUGUUCCUGAUGUGCCAUCAAGAAUAAUGUGUCACACGUUCCACCUUAACAAACCAGCAGUGUUCACUUUGAAUGGCAGCAGUAAAAAAGUAAUUAAAUCUGUUAUAAAACUGGAGGAACGAGAAGAACCCAUUGACGAGACACCCGCUGAACAAGAUGAGGUGUAUUGGAAACUAAAAUCUGGCAAUCAAUACUUCCCAACUAAGGAUGACUUGCUAAGCAUGGUAAAUAUAUAUAUUAGUAACUUUGUUGGAAAUGAUGUUGAUAGAGAUAUCAUCAGUAAACUUUUGAAUCUGAGUAAUUUAUACCACUCGGAGACAGAAACACUUGCAAGCCAUAGAAAUUUUUGGUUCCUAAUACAGGAUCAUGAAUUUUUGACAUCAUAUGUUUUUGAAAAGUUGCAACUGUUUCCUAGUGUUUUAGGAACCUGUGGGACUUAUUAUUCCAUGCAGUACCUUCAACCAUUAACAGAUAAUCCAUUGCUUCCCUUUGAACUCACUUGGAGAAAAAGAUUGUGGAAAGCUUUAGACAUUAUCAAGUAUUUAGGACAACUGGAGACAGUUUGGAGAGAGCCUUUACAUUUAUGUGAUGUGAAACAUGAUCACUUUGGUUGGAAUAAUGAAGGAAAAGUAAUGUUUCUUGAUCUAGAUUCUGUUUUGCCUGAAACUUCCCUUUUAAGAACUAUGGAGAACACUCCACAAUGUGUUGAUAAUGAUGACUGCUCGUACUUCGACUGUAAAGGUCGGUGUCAUCAUAGGAUUUCCAAAUGUGAAUUGAUGCGAACAAAUACCAAUUUGCAAGUUAUCUGUGACAAGAUUUUUCUUGGUAAUACAGAAGGCUUGUUUUCUCUCUAUGGUUUACUAGUUUCACAUGAAGCUAAUGAGGAGUUAAAAGAAGCACUCGAACUAUGCAAAACUAACAAAGGUAUGACCGUUGAUGGAAUGAUGGAUGUAUUAACUAAGGCUUCAAAUGCUCUCUUGUAUUAAAUUUCUUGUCACCUAGCACUUUCUCCUCAUAAUUUUUUUUAUAUAGCACAAUCAAGGGAACUGGGUUCAGUCUGCGAGCAAGACAGAAAUGAUUGGGAAUGUUUCCUUUCACUUUAAACACCUGUUCACUUAGUAGUAAAUAGGUACCCAGGAGUUUAGCAGCUGUUGUGGGUUGCAUACCGGUGAAGGUCAGGUGUUGGCCAAGAGGGGACCUCAAUAAUUCUUAAGUACUGUACAGGCUUCAUGUCCCACAACUGAGAAUUAUAUGAAAACUGCAAUGAUAAAAUUUCAGAACUGUACUAUAUAUUUGAGUACAGUAUUUGACAAUGUGGCUCAUUUUGUAUUUUUGUUUUCUGAUUUACUUGCAUGAAGCAAAUUAUGGGCUUCAGGAUAUUUUCUAUAUAUUAUAGUAUAUCAGCAUUAUUAAUGGUAUUUUAGAGGUUACUAGCAUCAGUAUCUUGAUUUGCAAGAAUAAACCAUAUAUAAAAAUGGCAAGAGAAAUAGAUAUGUAAUGGGCACUUUUGACUGUCUGACCCAUCUUUUUUGGGAGAAAAUUCAUAUUAAGAGUACAGUAAUUGUUAUGAGUCGGUGAACAGCAUAUGUGUAAUGAUGUCAUCAAAUGUAUGUGUAUGUGGUUUGUGUUUACACUGAGGCUGCUGGCAGUCUUGGCAUUUUUUAGUAAUAUGAUAAUUUUCAUCCAAAUAAACAAAACCAAAGAUCAAUGUUAUGCAACAUUCUCAAAAUCAUUUAUAGCAGAAUCUUAUAUUAUAAAUUUACUUAGGCUGAGUACUGUGCUUACAUCUUGCUAAUUGCUACAAGUGGGGGGCCAUUUAAUAGACAAUAAACAAUGUACCGGGAGUACCACCUAGCGGAAGGUACUGGCCUGGCCUCCAGGAAAUUAGUUCCCCAAAUUUUGUAUAAAAAAUGGCUGCUCUCCUUCACCAUCACCUCUACCCUUCAACACUUUCCUAAUUCUUCACCACACUCUCUACCCAUCACCACCUUCCCUGUCUUUCAACUCAUGUAACCACUACUUUACCUCUCCUUCACCAUCCUCCCAACCCUUCACCAUCCUCCCAUCCCUUUGCCAUCCUCCCAACCCUUCACCAUCCUCCCAUCCCUUCAUCCUCCCAGUCCUUCACCAUCCUCCCAUCCCUUCACCAUCCUCCCAGCCCUUCACCAGUCUCCCAACCCUUCACCAUCCUCCCAACCCUUUACCAUCCUCCCAGCCCUUCACCAUCCUCCAUAUCAAUCACCAACUCCCCUAUCUUUCAUCACAUUAUCUACUCUUCACAACUUUCCCUACAUCACUGUAAUCUUAGAGAGAAUGGAGGGGAGGGAGGGAAUUAUCAGGGGAAAGCACCAAGCCAUUACAACUAUAUAGCACUGGGAAGGGAUCAGGAUAAGAAUUUAGGAUGGUACGGGGGAAAGGAAUGGUGCCCAACCACUUGGAUGGUCGGGGAUUGAAUGCCGACUUGCAUGAAGCGAGAUUAUCACUCUACUGUCCAGCCCAAGUGGUUGGGCUAGUGAGAAUGGAGUCUUUUAUUUAGUGAGAUUGGAAAUUAGUAUGAUUUGCCAUUUUGUGCAAAGAGUUAGGACUUGACCCUGAGCUGCCUAUGGCCAUUCCCAGACAAAGACCAGUCACCUUGCAACGUUUUGUUAGAAUAAGCACAAGCAUCUGGCCCCCAACUUCGAACAGACAUUCUCUUAUCUAGAUAGAUACUGAUGUGCACUGAUGGUUAUCUUGUGCUUAAUGAAGGUGUUCAAUGAUUUUCCUAUGUAGUGAAUAUGUACAAUGCUGGUGAUUAUCGUAUAUACAAUGAAGAUAUACAAUGAUGAUGAUUAUCCUGUGUGUGUGUGUGUGUGUGUGUGUGUAGUGAAGAUGUACAAUGAAUGAAAUCUUGUUUGUAGUAAAGAUGUUUUCUAGUUAUUUUUAACAUAUUACCAUGUGAUGGCAUGUUUUGCAUUGAAUUCUAAUGCACCAGGAAAAUUAAAAGGCACUUAAUAAGUAGCAAAGCCAUAUCCUAUAGCAUCUAUCAGUAAAAUUUAAAAUUGUUUAGGUCAUAAGCUUUUGAUUUAGAGACACUGAGGCUUUGAGAAAUGCAGGGUGGGAACAUAAAUUUAAAAUUACAUUACUAAACAUCUCAGUGGAUGGUUUUGUGCUGUUUGUAGUUUUGAUAUACUGUACAGUAUAUAAACCAGUCAUACUUGAUUUUUAUCACUAAUAUGUAAUUGUGGCUUGUGUAUAUGUAUUCAAUUUUUUUUAUUCAAAUACUGAAUUUACAUGCUUUUUCCUGGCAUGUAAAUAUAUACAGUACAGUGAAAACCAGCUCGAUAGAAUGAUUUGUUCCAGAUCUCAUCUGUUGCAUUUUAUCUUUCACAGUACAAUGAAACCUCAGUUUUCGAAUGCCCGUUUUCCAAUUUUUCUGUUCUUGAGCUCAAUUUAUUCAAAAAAUUCAACUCUGUACUCGAGGUUUGCCUCGGUGCUCGAGUUAGUUGAAUCGGCCCAUACACAUAUGGGCCGAUAUACUUGUACAUACUGUAGUACAAAAUAUAAGUGGUAGUAUGUAUAAAAUGUAUUUUUAAGUUAACAUUUUUAGGGGUGUGGAAUGGAUUCAUUCAAUUUACAUUAUUUCUUAUGGGAAAAUUCGUUUCAGUUUCGAAUUUUUGGUUUUCGAGGUUUCUCUGGGAACGGAUUAAAUUAAAAAGAAACAAUUCAUGCCCGAAAUGCUUUGCGUAAUAGUGGCUUUAGGCAUUGUAUGUACUAGCCCUAUCUAUAAAUCCAUCACUCUUUGUAAAAUCUCUUGUAUGUAUGUACCUUACCUAAAUAAACAUUUGAUUUGAUUGAUUUUAUUUUUGAAAAAACGGAGGUACCAAUGUACAGUACAGUAUAUUAUUUAGUACAAACAAGAAAUUAUUUUCUUUUGUGAAUUGUAGAUAUUUUGAUACCAAAAUAAUGUGGAAAAGUGUAAUUUUAAUAUAUAAAUGAUGUUUUGAUGAAUUUCUUACUCUAUUCUAGUCCAGCAUAUGCAUAGUUUGAUUCACCUGAAUCCUUCCAUUCUUCUUUUGUUGUUGCAAACAAUUGAUGUGUUAUACAAUAGUAUUUAUGCUGGUCGGCCCUAGUCAUAACCUUUAAUACUAUUAAGAAUUAAAAAAAAAUUCAUUCUACAUACAGCAUCUGUCUGUUUGUCUGUGCAUUACAAAUGCUGUGUUCCCUGUAGGAACUCUAUUUUUGUAGAGGUGGCCGUAUGGGGAAUCUUCCUCGGGUAUUUCACAUAGUUUGUUGUUUGGUAAUAAAACUGUAACAAGUUUGUCAUACUAUCUUUUCACAUAUGACUACACCAGUAGCUAUAUACACCAGUAGCCAUAUGUGGUGUAAAAUUAUUUUGGCAAUACAGUACAGUACCUCUAUUUGUAAUACAACACUGUAUUUUGGUUAAAACAAAUUUGUUAACUGUUUUUUGUACUGUAUUAUCAAUCGCUCAUCAAUAAAAAAUAGCAAGCUACUGGAUGAACAGUUGAGUUGAUGAAAGAUUUGAUAAUACUGUACAAGUAUUUAAUAUAAGUAUGUAAUACAAGUGCAGUAUUUAAUACAAGUAUUUAAUGCAAGUAUUUAAUGCAGAUAUUUAAGCUCAUUAAAGGGCAUGACAAUCUUGACCUUGAAAAAUUCUUGAAUUUUUUAUUUUCUAUCACCACUUGAAACAAUGGCAUUAAAAUUAAAGGUAAAUAGUUUCACUCAAACAAUAUCAAAUUUUCUUUUCUUUAAUUAAAUAUUUAACAUAUAGAAUAGCUAAACAAAUAAUUCAGUUUAAUUCCAGGAAUACAUUUCAAAAUAGAAUUGACAAGUACAUCUCCUCUAAUCCACACAUUGUGCCACCAUAAGCUUUUCAUAAAUAGCCUUGUUUGAAUUUAUUUAUAAAAAUUAUACAUUUUACCAACACUUCAUGCUGCAUGUUAUGCAUAAUAGUUUUUGACAUCCAUGUUUGUCAUUAAAUUUUCAUUAUUUUCUGAUAACACAAUAUUAACUUGUAUCACUAAAAACUGUAUGACUCGUCGAGGAUUCGAACCUGAACAGCCCAUGGGUCAUGCCGUCUGUGUCUGAAUCCUCCAGAGGUCAUGGAGUUUAUAGUGAUUUACAGCUUUGGGACCAUUUAUAGCUUGAGGACCAUUCUAGUUUUGUCUCAUUAACUUGUAUAUAUGUUAUAUCAGUGCUCUCGCUUAUACUACUUAUAUAGAAUCCUAAACUAUUGUUUCACUACCAUACAGGGGGGGAAGGGGAACAAAAAUCCCCUAAAGUCCCCUACUCUGCACUGAAUACUCUAUAUUUACCAAUCCUCUAGGAACAAAUAUUUUUUAGAGCUAUCGUAUACCACUCAGUUUCUUCCUUUUGCAAGAUCCUGCGUGUUUCCUGAGCAGCAUCAUGCAGCCAAGGCAGAUCAGCAUUCCACACUGGCAUUACAGGAGCUACCACUACCUUGGUAUUGUACCAAGUAGCACUCUCAUUAAAUGCUAGUUGACCCACCUCGUUGCUACCUAAGAUUGCCACUAAUUGGCAGCACCAAUACAUAAACAGAAUUUCCUGUCUCCAGCCCACCUUAUAUUCUAUUUGACUUGUUUCACAUGCUUUAUCAGCUUUCAAAGAACAACACCUCAGUUAAGUGAUUUGUGUUUGUGUUUAUCCCUAGAAACUUUCAUUUUGCGGUGCAGUUGGCUAAUGCUCUUAGAGAACCUUGUACUUAUUUGUCAUCUGGGUCUCUGAGUUGAAUAACCAUUCCAUGGUGCUUUGUGCUAAAGCUUGGCUUUCCCAAUAGAUGUUUAGGUUGGCCAGUCUUAGUCAAAUACGAAUACCUGUGGAUGAUUCUGAAGAUCAAUAUCCCCACAGCCUGGUUUCUAACCAGGUCUCCUGGUUGGUGGUCUGGUCAACCACGCAGUUCAACGUAGUUGCUCAUAGCCUGACGUAUGAGUCACAGCCUGGUCGAUCAGGUAUCCUUUGAAGGUGUUUAUCAAGUUCUCUUUUGAACACUCCGAAAGGUCAGCCAGUUAUGCCCCAUAUGUGUAGAGGGAGAAUGUUGAAAAGACUUGGUUUUAUUUCCUUGUAAAAACUUGAAGUAGUAUGCCACCAGGCAUUAUUUUCCACACUCUCCUGGUGUGACAUAAAGCUCAAUAUGUUGUUUAAAACUUUGCCUGGCUCAGCAGGCCACCUUCAUCGCACCUCAAAGUAGGCUGGGCAUUGCCCCAUGAGUGCACAACUAAAUGUUAAACUCUUUCACUAACAAUGUUUAUACAUACUAAUAAGAAUGAGCAAAAAUUAAUUGUUGAUGGAAUUGUUGUCAUGCCCCGAACUGCGUGUAUUGUUUUAAUGACUGUGUGAACGUCAUCACAACGCCAAGGUGUUGGAUUACACCAUGUAUUUGGGUCCUGGGAACAAGGCAUUGCCCUGUGCUGCUAUUAUCCAGAUUACCAUCUGUAUUAUCUGUGAUGAAUCUGGGUGCCUGGAUAAGGGGCUUCCUGAUAGAUGAAGAGCAAUUUAUAAUACUGCACUUCCAUUUGGCACCACUCUGCAACAUAGGCAAAUCAAGCUGCUUUUUUUGUGUUUAUUCAUUGUCUUUAAUCUUCUGGUCUGAUUCUUUCUUAAUGCAGCAGCUGAGUGGUAUAAAGUUCUAUUAUUUAUUAUGAAGUAACAAAAUGCAUACAAUUGCAUAUAUUCUGCUUAUAUAUUCCAACUAUUUAGAGUAUUUAGUACUAGUUAAACCAAAGUUUUUAGAUAUUUUGUAUGGACCAUCUGUAUAUAGGUGUAGAAAUGAUGUAUUGUAAGUUAUUUGCACUCACUUGUCAGACAAAAUUGUAAUAAAGUGAUAGUAUAUGCUAGUUGCCAGGAUAUUAAUGCUGAUCCUAAUGAUACAAUAUAUAUAAGAUGCUCUUGGAUUUUGUAAUAUUUUCUUGUUACUGUUACAGGUAUAUUUAUCUUUUUUUUAGUUUAUAUAGAUUUCCUUGAUUCAGAUACAGUAUGACAAAAAUCUGCAAAGAUGUAAAUUAAUUAUUAAAUAUGAUGUAUUUUA
Messenger RNA from Procambarus clarkii (red swamp crayfish), 8263 nucleotides. Lineage: Eukaryota; Metazoa; Arthropoda; Malacostraca; Decapoda; Cambaridae. The record is from RefSeq and is a predicted model, not a curated record.